Molecule: messenger RNA, 1098 nt
Organism: Racocetra persica
Lineage: Eukaryota; Fungi; Glomeromycota; Glomeromycetes; Diversisporales; Gigasporaceae
Source: the annotation of a GenBank genome assembly
AUGUCAAUAGCCAUAAUUUAUAUGGCUAAAGAAUUCAAUUGGGGUCCUAAAAUCCAAGGGCUUGUAUCGUCAUCAUUUUAUUUUGGAUAUUUGAUGACUCAAAUUAUAGGUGGUGCGCUUACUGAUAAAUUCGGCGGCAGAUGGGUAUUAGGUAUAGGACUUGGUGAAGGUGUAUGUUAUCCAUGUAUUCAUUCUUUAGUCGCAAAAUGGUUUCCGUCUCAGGAACGAACUAGAGCUGUUUCUGUAAUAUCUGUUUCAAAUUAUAUCGGUAUGGUAAUCGCCAUGCCAAUUUCAAAUUUAUUGGGCUCUAGUCAGCUUGGUUGGGAAAGUAUUUUUUGGGCAUUCGCAAUUAUUGGCUCCAUUUGGUCUGUUUUUUGGUAUUUUUAUGGUAAAAGUGAUCCAAGAGAUUAUUCAGGAAUUAGCAAAGAUGAAUUAGAUUGGAUUUUAGAAGACAAAUCGAUUAAUAAACCGACUAAUAAUUCGAUUGUUUGCUCUGAUGAUAACUUCGACAAUUAUCAAUCAUAUUCCAGUGAAUAUGUCGCAAAUACUGACGAAGUUCAUGAUAUUCCUCAAAGUGAAAAUGAUAUCUUAUUACCAAAGGGUCAAUCAUCAAGGUCACAUAGAUUAGAAAAGAUUCCUUGGAAAUUAUUACUUUCUCGUCGUGAAGUGUGGGCAAUUUUGAUUGGUCGAUUUUUUAAUGACUGGGGCUUUUUUAAUCUAGUUAAUUGGCUACCAAUAUUUUAUUACGAAUAUUUUCAUGUAGAUAUUAAUUUAAUUGGAUAUUAUACCGUCGGUUAUAUCUGUGAUUAUGCGAUUGAUAAAUUAAAAAUUCCCGUUUUAACUGUAAGAAGAACUGUUUGUAUAAUUUCAGGCGUUGGAACAUCAAUAUCUUUAUUAUUUAUGGAUAUUGCACCAAAAUAUGCGGGUGUAAUAUAUGGCAUGGGACAUACUUGUGGAUUAAUCCCAGCUUUUUUCGGUGUAGCAUUAACCGGUUGGAUAUUAGAAGUUACUGCUAAUGAUUGGAGUAUUGUUUGGAAUAUUUGUUCUUUAUUUUAUAUUAUUGGAACUGUAUUUUUUGUUUGUUGGGCUGGUGGAGAA